Molecule: messenger RNA, 1086 nt
Organism: Boleophthalmus pectinirostris (great blue-spotted mudskipper)
Lineage: Eukaryota; Metazoa; Chordata; Actinopteri; Gobiiformes; Gobiidae
Product: mRNA decay activator protein ZFP36L1
Exons: 2
Coding region: 1-1086 (361 amino acids)
Molecular function (GO): mRNA binding; metal ion binding
Source: RefSeq, a predicted model, not a curated record
AUGGACUCAGACUUUCUCACACCGUUUGUGGAGCUGGAGGAGGACUUCUGCUCGACUUGGGGCCCAGACUCCCGUGAGGCCCCUCAGCUCAAACCUGCAGGGCUCCAGCGGCGACACUCACACUGUCCCAUCACUUUACCAAAGUCCAGGAUGAACAGCAGCGAAGCCCCAGGCCCCUGGGGGCCCACACUGGUAGAGCAGAGGUGGAGUCGUGAGCUGGCCUGCUCGGCCCUCAGCCACAUCCCCUUCAGAAUGGAUCGCUCAGUCAGUAUGAUCGAGGGCCCCACACUGCCUCCACCUCCAGGCCUUACCCCCAGCGCUCUGGCCCCUAGGAUCCUGGCCCUAAACAGCUUGACCCCCUGUGACUUAUCCCCUGAGCUUCUGGCCCCUGAGCUGGUGGCCCCUGAGCUGCUGGUCAGGCUGCCUUCAUCCCCUCUGCUGUCCCCUCGCUACAAGACCGAGCUGUGCCGCACCUUCCAGGAGAGCGGGGCCUGUAAGUACGGGGCCAAGUGUCAGUUUGCCCACGGCCCCCAGGAGCUGCGAGGCCUCAGCCGACACCCCAAGUACAAGACGGAGCCCUGCCGCACCUUCCACACCAUUGGCUUCUGUCCCUACGGGGCCCGCUGCCACUUCAUCCACAACGCAGACGAGCUGUGCUCCGGGGCCCGCAGACCAGGGGCCUCUGCACUACGCCACAGCAUCAGCUUCUCCGGAGUGUCCUCGGGGGCCGCUCCUGUGCUCAGCCGAGCCUGCUCCAUGUCCCCUCCGCCCCUGUCGGCCGAGGGCUCUCCGGACUCUCUAUACACGUCCCCUCUGCUGCCGGAACCCGGGGCCCUCAAACACUUCUCUUACCCCCUGUCCUCCCUGCUGGACACAGGGGAUGACCUGGCCCUGCACUUCUCUGCUGUGUCAGAGCAGGAGCCCGGGGCCCUGUGGCGCUGCUCCUCUCAGGACUCAGUGAGUGAGUGUGUGAGUGAGGAGGGAUACGUGUCCUCCGGCUCCCGUUCCCAGUCCCCCUGUGACCCCCCACGCCUGCCCAUCUUCAGCCAGAUGUCCACCAGCGAGCACAACACCGACUCCGACUAG